UCCCCAUUUCAAUUGCAUCCGAAAUUCCAGUUCUUAAGCGUGGCUUGGCUUUCAGUGGGAGAUCUAUAAAUUACAUGCUCCUGUCAGAAUUACAACAUAUUUCGACUGGGUCCGUUUAAGGGUAACCAUCAUCAUGGUGUCCCUGAAAGUGAUUACUAUUCUUUCGGUAAUCAUCCUCUCUGAAGGAGCCCGAAUCAGAGUUGAAAAAAUCACAACUUUAACUCCUGUUGGAAACUCCGUACGAGUUACUAAACAAGUGAGAGUAGGGACCUAUCCUGCUGCAGUCGUUCCACCCACUCACUAUGGACCAGUAGUUGGAGUACCGGCUCCCGUACCGUGUCCGCCAUUAGCACCUGCACCUCCAGUAGUACCCGUGUAUCCAGUUGCGCCAGCGCCUCCUCCAGUACCGGUUGUUGUGCUACCACCACCGGUUGUAGCUGUUCCGCCGCCACCACCACCACCCCCACCCCCAGUAGUAGCCGUACCGCCACCACCUCCACCCCCACCUCCAGUAGUUGCCGUUCCACCCCCUCCACCACCACCCCCAGUAGUUGCCGUUCCACCUCCACCUCCACCUCCACCACCGGUAGUUGCCGUCCCACCCCCUCCUCCAGUAGUACCUGUACCACCCCCACCUCCCCCUCCGGUUGUUGCCGUUCCACCCCCGCCACCGGUAGUUGCUGUCCCACCACCACCUCCACCAGCCUACGUUCCUCAAGAUGUAUACGGAGUUCCGGGACCACUUGCGCCUCCACCAGUCCUCGGACAGAACAACCUCUACCAAACGCAAACCACAUUCGGCGGAAGCGCCCAAUCCCAAGCAGUCGUCUACCCAUCCGGACCUGUCGGUAACUUCAACGGUCCAACAUUCAACCCAUCCUACGCCACGCAACAGAUCGAGCUACAGAACAGUAAUCCCGUAGUCACCGGACCGGUUAACGUGAUCAACUCUGCCGGAUCGGUGGCCGUUCAGCAACUGCCAUACGUCAACGAACUCACUCCGCCUGCAACGUUUGUCCAAACUCCUGGAGCUGUAGCCCUUCCCGGACCCGCGGCCGUUGCUGGACCUCUCCCUGGACCUCUACCUGGCCCAGUUGGACCCGUACCCUAUCCACCAGGCCCCGUAGCACCACCCGUUCAAGUUCAACUUCCACCGCUGGCCCCCGGCGUUCCUGGGCUACUACCCGGCCCAGUGGGACCGGUUCCCUACCCUGGAGGCCCCCUCCAGCUACCACCGGUAGCAGUCGGCGGUCCCGUCCUAUAUCCCGUAGUACAGGACGGCAGUUGGCGACCUGUGCCCGGACAGGACGGCAGCUGGCACCCGGUUCCGGGUCAGGACGGUAGCUAUCAACCCCAGCCAGGUCAGGACGGCAGCUGGCAGCCCCAGCCAGGUCAAGAUGGUAGCUGGCAACCUGAUCAACCACAACCUGGUCAGGAUGGUAGUUGGCAACCGCAGCCAGGUCAGGACGGCAGCUGGCAGCCCGAUCAAAACGAUAGUGCACAACCGGACGCAGGUCAGGAUGGUAGCUGGCAACCGGACCAGGGUGGUCAGGAUGGACAAGCAGGCCCAGAACUCGGAGGCACACCCCAUGCUGAAUACGGCGUACCGGUGUAGAAGAGUUUAGGAUAUCGGUUAUCGAUGUUAUGUGCGAAAUAAUAUUGAAUGUUAAAUAAAUUUAGUGAAGUUACGUUUUGUAAUCG
Aedes albopictus (Asian tiger mosquito) is the source of this 1701-nucleotide messenger RNA. Its product is annotated as formin-2-like. Lineage: Eukaryota; Metazoa; Arthropoda; Insecta; Diptera; Culicidae. The transcript is spliced from 2 exons. The record is from RefSeq and is a predicted model, not a curated record. The coding region runs from base 134 to 1615 and encodes 493 amino acids.